GUCAUGACUCUUGUUUCCCGGGCUCCGGCCCGCCUCGCGGACUAUUUAAAGAUUCUCCUCUCCGUGCCUCAGUCCUCGAGCCCUGCAGCGAGUCAACACAGCCGAUUGACUGUAAGAGCGCGAGAAAAGGGAAACUCCUGUCUGUCUGAACGAAAACAAACGGGUUGUAGUGUGCACGCUGUUAAAAUAAACUAGCAACAAUGUCCGAGGAAAUUAUUACCAGAAUGUGCCUUUUUCUACUCAUCGUCUGCUCGACAAUGGCCCAGGACUGUACCGAUCCCUGUGACUGUCCCUCGGACCCCCCUCCAUGCCCGUUUGGUACCAGCCUUGUUCUGGAUGGCUGUGGUUGCUGUAAGGUGUGUGCCAGGCAAGCCGGCGAGCCCUGUACCCUCCUGGAGCCAUGUGACCACCACAGGGGGCUUUACUGUGAUUAUGCCAUGCUGAGUGACACUGAGCACGGCAUCUGCAUGGCCCAGGAAGGCCAGACGUGCGGCCUGGGAGGAGUCAUCUACCGCAGUGGAGAGACCUUUCAGCCCAGCUGCAAGCACCAGUGCGUCUGUAUGAACGGAGAGAUCGGCUGCGUGCCAACCUGUGCCAGCGACGUGUGGCUGCCCUCCCCAGACUGCCCGUACCCACGCCGCAUCCAGAUCCCUGGGAAGUGCUGUGAGGAGUGGGUGUGUGAUCAGAGCCCUCAGGACCACCCCUAUCAGUCAGCCAUGGCUGGAUCUGAAAUUCACCCCUUGGUCUCUUCUUCCCCUCUGUCAGUCUACAGAGAGGUGUCAGCCCACGGGCCGGUCCCGGUGGAGAGCCCCAGGGAGAACUGCAUCGUCCAGACCACCAAAUGGGACGAGUGCUCGGCCACCUGCGGCAUGGGCGUGUCGUCCCGCGUCACCAACGACAACGAGCGGUGCCAGCUGGAGAGGCAGACCCGUAUCUGUAUGAUCCGGCCCUGCCACGUGGAGCAAGAGAAGGACAUCAAGAGGGGGAAGAAGUGUGUACGGACCCCCAAGUCCUCGCGAGGUGUGCGUUUCCAGCUGUCAGGCUGCAGCACCAGGAGGGUCUACAAGCCCAAGUUCUGUGGCGUGUGUACGGACGGGCGCUGCUGCACCCCCCACAGCACCGUCACCGCAGAGGUGGAGUUCCACUGUCCCGAGGGAGACGCCUUCAGACGCAAGAUGAUGUUCGUCAAGACAUGCUCCUGUCACCACGACUGUCCCCGAGACAAUGACAUCUUCCUGGCUUCGCACACACGCAGGAUGAUCGGGGACUAUGACAACGAUAUGUAAACAUCAUGGCUGCCAAACAAACUGACAAGCACAUAAACACAUCAGCCCAUAUACACACACAUACACACACACACACACACACACACACACACACACACACACACACACACACACACACACACACACACACACACACACACACACACACACACACACACACACACACACACACACACACAUAGGCAGCUUCUUGAAUUCCUGGACCCCUGUCUCUACCUUACUACCCAUAGACAUGUCUACCUAGUGGUGAGACUGAAAACAAGUGUGUGAGUUCAAGCAUGAGAUUGACUCUUUAGGUUUUCUUUUGUUACUUUAGUUUUGUUUUGAGUUUUUAACGCGCAGCUCUAAAGUGACCUUUGACUCGUCUGCCUGUGUAUCUACAGAGAUACUAUAGGGUGGAUCUGACACACUGAGGAAUCAAUGUUAGACACAUGUAGCGCAUCACUUAGGAAGGUAUAUAGUUAUAUUCACUGCUAAAGGGUUAUAGGAGCAUGACACGGUAGUGUACAGAUGAGCAGAAGGUACUUACUCUACCAAAUGUCACAUUUUGACAUAAAAUGUUAGAAUAUGACAUUUAAAAAUAAAAAAAACAUUAAUAUGUUAAAGAUUAGCAAUACAGAAAUAGUUUGAAUAUAUUAUACUACUAGUAUGUACCUCGACUGAUCUGCAUAUUAUUGAGUGAAUAUAUAUAUAUAGAUAUAAUUAUAUACACCUGACACAAAACUAUUGGAAAUGUUUAUGAUUGAGUCUUUUAACUUCGACGGGGACGUUACCUAUAUCUCUCAAUAUUUAGUCACUUCAUUAGUUGUUGACCACUGAUAUAUUUUUAGUUUAGUCCAACGUAAGAGUUUGGGUCCCUAAAAAAUUGCUUUGUCUGACCGUGAAUUCACGUUCACAGCAUGGUCAAAAAGAGACAUUAAAAUGACUAAAAUACAAAGGAAAAAAAAACUCCAGUCCAAAAACACUAAAAACCAAAAAGUGGCUUGGCUGAAGAAUGUAAAUAAUAUUGUUUACUGUUAAUUUAAAAAAGGAAAGAAAGAACAAAAGAAACAAAUAAAUUCUGCAUUGACGAAUACACUUUGUGUAAAUACUGUAAGACUGUGUACAGUUUCGUACUAUAAUUUAUGUACCUGGUUGUUGUUGUUUAAUUAAUAACACCAGGUUGUAAGUUGUUGUUGUAUUUGUAUCAUACUUGUUUUUCACUGUAACCACCUGGCCAAGAUACAAGCGAGUUCCUAUUGUUGCACUUUUGUCUAUUUCUAAUUAAAUAAAUUAUAUAUUUUUUAUACUUGAA
Oncorhynchus masou masou (cherry salmon) is the source of this 2580-nucleotide messenger RNA. RefSeq names its product CCN family member 2-like. The transcript has 5 exons. Gene Ontology annotation, molecular function: heparin binding; integrin binding. Bases 201 to 1286 code for a protein of 361 amino acids. Lineage: Eukaryota; Metazoa; Chordata; Actinopteri; Salmoniformes; Salmonidae. Gene Ontology annotation, cellular component: extracellular region; extracellular matrix. Gene Ontology annotation, biological process: signal transduction; cell adhesion. The record is from RefSeq and is a predicted model, not a curated record.